Heteronotia binoei (common prickly gecko) is the source of this 1012-nucleotide messenger RNA. RefSeq names its product ORAI calcium release-activated calcium modulator 1 (gene ORAI1). Gene Ontology annotation, biological process: store-operated calcium entry. Gene Ontology annotation, molecular function: store-operated calcium channel activity. Gene Ontology annotation, cellular component: membrane. The record is from RefSeq and is a predicted model, not a curated record. NCBI's taxonomy places the organism in Eukaryota, Metazoa, Chordata, Lepidosauria, Squamata, Gekkonidae. The transcript has 2 exons. Bases 200 to 883 code for a protein of 227 amino acids.
GGAGCGCCGCGAGCUGGAGUGUGCCGCGCCGAGCGACCCAGCAGCCGGGCGCCAUGGGGGGGUGUUGAGGAGGAGGAAGAGGCGGCGGCGCAGCGGGCAGCCAGCCGGCGGGACCGCGGAGAAGGCAGGAGCUGCAGCAAGCGCCGGCCCGCCGGGUCGCGUCUCUCGCCUCCCCGCGCCGUCGCUGCUGCCCGAGCCCAUGAGCCUCAACGAGCACUCCAUGCAGGCGCUGUCCUGGCGGAAGCUCUACCUCAGCCGGGCCAAGCUGAAAGCCUCCAGCCGCACCUCGGCGCUGCUCUCCGGCUUCGCCAUGGUGGCUAUGGUGGAAGUCCAGUUGGACGCCGAGCACGACUACCCGCAAGGGCUCCUGAUCGCGUUCAGCGCCUGCACGACGGUGCUGGUGGCCGUCCACCUCUUCGCCCUCAUGAUCAGCACCUGCAUCCUGCCCAACAUUGAGGCCGUCAGCAACGUGCACAACCUGAACUCGGUCAAGGAGUCGCCCCACGAGCGCAUGCACCGGCACAUCGAGCUGGCCUGGGCCUUCUCCACGGUCAUCGGGACUCUGCUCUUCUUGGCCGAGGUGGUCCUCCUCUGCUGGGUCAAGUUCCUCCCGCUGAAGAAGAAGUCCACCGGUGAGGUCUCCGCGGCCAGCAAUUCCAGCAUUACCCCCGGGGAGGCAGCCGCCAUCGCCUCGACCUCCAUCAUGGUGCCCUUCGGGUUGGUCUUCAUUGUCUUCGCCGUCCACUUCUACAGGUCCCUGGUGAGCCACAAGACGGACCGGCAGUUCCAGGAACUGAACGAACUGGCCGAAUUCGCCCGGCUUCAAGAUCAGCUGGACCACAGAGGCGAUGCUCUCCCGCCUCCUGGGAGCCAUUUUGCAUAAAUAGUUGUGCAUUAUUAUUAUUUUUUAAAGCAAUUAUUUGUAUCUUAUUCUCUUGACUUGCCCGUGCAUGAACUUGUCUAGACUCGGAUGAGUUGUUUGGAAAGAGAGUGUAGAAGUACUGUGUCUUUU